AUGGCUUCGUGUGCAAAUUGCGGUUCCAUCACUGAGUAUUCGCUGGAACAGGUGUUGUGUGCCAGUGUGGACCGCCAACAACUUCUUAAAAGAUAUGACUUGGAAGAACGGAAUCUCCUACAACACAAUGACACUGCUCACAUGGACACGCAUAUUGACAGUUUGCAAUUCCUCAUCGACGAGCUUCGGAAACGACGCGCUUUGGCCUGUCGAAGUCGGAAUCGAUAUGCCCCCGUGGCACGCCUACCCGUUGAGCUUCUGUCAGAAAUUUUUCGGUUUACGCUGUCGACAGACAUCCACAAGGAUCACAAAUGCUUUCAGCCAACCACUGUUCCCUUGUUACUUGGAAAGGUAUGCUCGGAAUGGCGGAACAUUGCUUGGGGCUUGGCUGAGCUGUGGUCAUCGUUCCAUUGCCGUGUUUCUAAGACACGGUACUCGGCGCAAGCAACCCUGUUACGUGAAUGGAUAGAUCGCUCGGGUGGUCGACCCCUCGAUAUCCGUAUAACCCUUGAGGACGAAGACUCGUGGAACGUGUCCGGGAUAACGAGCACGCAUAUAAUUGAUGUGCUUCUCCUUCAUUGCCAUAAUUGGCGUUCUCUCGACCUUAUCCUUCCUGAAACUUGGUAUAACAAGCUUCAGAAUGUCCGCGAAAAGCUAGAGAAUUUGGCAUCGGUGACAAUACGACCACCUGGCUACAUAUUCAUACUUAAAUCACUGAAUGCAUUCGCCAACGCACCUUCACUGAGGCGCAUAAGUUCAUCGCAUUAUUAUAUGCACGACCUUCUCUUUCCUUGGGAACAACUCACGGAAGCCACCUUAGGUACAGCCUCCACGGAUGAGGCAAUUGAACUCAUACGACGGUGCCCAAAUCUAGUAUCCUGCAGGUUCGACGACCUUAACAGUAUCGAGGGCGAAUUCCCCUUGGACGGGGUUCUCCACACCGGGCUUAAACAACUGCGCAUAUAUCUGAACAUAUUCGCCACCCUUGCUCCAUUUAUAGGCCCCUUGACAUUGUCUAAUCUCUCUCUUUUAGAUUUGUCUGUCCCUCCAGCGCAUUCUAAUCCCUUGAAUACAGUCGAACAGCUACUAGACCGGUCGGAGUGUCCUUUACGAACCAUCAAAAUUACGGGCAUAUCUAUUCAGGACGAGGAUAUUAUUAGCUUCCUCGUUUAUAACGAUGCAGUCAAAAACGUCAAUAAUAUGAUGUCAAAGGACCAGGAUCCUGCUGUACUCUGUUCGACACCAGCAACCUAA
Messenger RNA from Psilocybe cubensis, 1254 nucleotides. RefSeq lists its product as uncharacterized. The record is from RefSeq and is a predicted model, not a curated record. The coding region runs from base 1 to 1254 and encodes 417 amino acids. Lineage: Eukaryota; Fungi; Basidiomycota; Agaricomycetes; Agaricales; Agrocybaceae. The transcript has a single exon.